UCAUCGAUUCAAACCGCCUUGUACCAAACAAACUUGUUUCAACUUCAAAAAAAUGGUAGUACGAGCUGGUGCUGGUAGCGGAGGUCAUCGUGGCGGUCUUCCCAUCAUCAAGUCUCUUGCCACUCAAAUUAUCACUGGCCCAUGGUUCAUGUUCUUCGCCUCGCUCCUCAUUUCAUCCACUACGGGUGCCGCACAAAUGUUCGGCCUCUAUUCCGGCGACAUGAAGAAUGUCCUAGGGUACAACCAGACCACCAUCAACCUUCUCAGUUUCUUCAAGGACCUCAGUACUACCGGCAUCCUUGCCGGAUUAAUAGCCGAGGUAACCCCUCUGUGGUUCGUGCUCUUCGAUGGUGCAGUGUUAAAUUUCUUCGGCUUCUUCAUGAUCUGGCUCGCCAUGACGAAAAGAAUCCCACCACCGUCGGUCUGGCAAAUGUGUCUAUAUAUCUGCAUUGGCUCCAAUGCUAGGGCGUUCCCCGACACUGGAUGUUCAGUCACGAGCGUAAAGAAUUUUCCGCGGAGCCGCGGUGUCAUUUUGGGGAUUCUUAAGGCUUAUUACGGCCUCAGCGCGGCAAUAAUAACACAUUUGUACCAAGCUCUUUACGGCGAUGACUCUAAAGAGUUGAUUUUGCUGAUUGGGUGGUUACCGGCGAUCAUAACGUUGGUUUUUGUUCGGACUGUCAGGAUCAUGAAGGCGAGCCGUCAGGGUCAGGCUAACGAUUUGAAGGUGUUUUACAAGUUUUUUUACGUUUCUCUCUGCCUGGCUGCGUUUUUGAUGAUUAUAAUCGUGGUGGAGAAGAAGGUGACUUUCACUCAGGGAGAAUACGGUGGAGCUGCAGCCGUGGUUCUUAUUUUGCUGUUUUUCCCGAUUGUGAUUGUAAUUGCGGAGGAGUUGAAGGUCUGGAAAGCCGAACAAGCCAUCCUGGACGAUCCUUCUCCUAUGGAAGUAAUCACAGAGACGCCGACCCCAGAAACGGUAGCAUCGUUACACCAACCCGCAUCAUCGUCCGAAGCCGUUGAAGCAAAGGUUGAUCAAGAUCAAGCAAAUGUUUCAUGCUGGAAAACUGCUUUCCAACGACCCAAUAGAGGGGAAGACUACACCAUUCUACAGGCACUUCUUAGUAUUGACAUGUUACUCCUCAUCUUGGUCACAAUAUGCACUGUUGGAGGAACUUCAACUGCCAUAAAUAACUUAGGACAAAUCGGAGCCUCCCAGGGGUACCCCAAGCGAAGCAUGAGCACAUUUGUUUCCCUCGUGAGUAUAUGGAACUAUCUCGGUCGAGUCACAACGGGUUUCGUCUCCGACAUCAUUUUGUCAAAGUACAAAUUCUCCCGCCCUCUGUUGCUCGCCCUCAUCACGUUCCUCUCCUGCCUCGGUUACCUCCUGAUUGCCUUUAACAUCUCCGGCAGCCUUUAUGUUGCAUCCGUAAUCAUUGGAUUCUCUUUAGGGGCAGAAUCUUCGUUAAUUACAGUGAUAAUUUCUGACAUUUUCGGACUCAAAUACUAUUCCACACUGUACAAUUUCAGAAAUUUGGCAAGUCCAAUUGGGACCUACAUCCUUAAUGUGAAGGUGGCCGGAAAUUUGUACGACAAGGAGGGCAUGAAGCAAAUGUUAACGCAGGGAAUCACGAGGAAGCCCGGGGAGGACUUGAACUGCACCGGAACUGAGUGCUUCAAACUAACCUUUUUAAUAAUCGCAGGGGCAACAUUGUUUGGUGCGAUUGUUACGUUUAUUCUUGGGCUUAGGACUAGAAAGUUUUACAAGUCUGACCUUUACAAAAAGUUCAGAGAAGGGCAGAAUGAGAGCGAGGCCGAGAUGGCAACUGCUGGAAAUGGUGCUGUGGCAGCGGUGGAAGCUCCCAAAACGGGCUAGAAGGAUGUCAUAUCUUUUAAUUCCAUUCUUCUCUCGUUCGUUUUCUUUAAACUAAACAUACUCUUAAAAG
This is a messenger RNA of Rubroshorea leprosula, 1940 nucleotides long. The record is from the annotation of a GenBank genome assembly. NCBI's taxonomy places the organism in Eukaryota, Viridiplantae, Streptophyta, Magnoliopsida, Malvales, Dipterocarpaceae.